UAUUCGCGUUGCAAUUAUUCCAAAAAAUUCGCAUUCUCCCUCGAGAUUUGUCAGUCGCUCGGAGAUCUCUCUCUCGCGCUCUCGUUUUUCUAUUCUCGACCUCUCUUCGUUUUUCCUGUCGAUCUCUCUUGCUUACAACUCCUCAUCUCGAUCUCCUUCUAUCUGCCCUAAUCCUCUCUCGAUCUCCUUAUCCCUCGAUCUCCAUCUUCUUUCUCGUCGCCGUCGCCGUCGCCGCCGCCUCUCGUCGAGGGCUCGAUUUGAUCUGAGAGAGGAAGUUUAAGGCCAUUGUCGAGUGCACCAACACUCGGAACCACUAAGAAUCAAAAUCAAAAUAAAGAUAGAGUCGUUGCAUCAUGGAGGAUGCUUUUGCAAGAUCCGUGGCGGAGGUUCUGGAAGCAUUUCGAGUGGAUCCGACCAAAGGCCUCUCGGAUUCACAGGUCGAAGAGAAUGCGAGGAUAUACGGCAGAAAUGUGCUUCCUCAGGAAAAAAGUACUCCCUUCUGGAAACUUGUAUUGAAGCAGUUCGAUGAUUUGCUUGUUAAAAUAUUGAUUGCAGCUGCAGUGGUUUCAUUUAUUUUAGCUUUGAUUAAUGGAGAAACGGGCCUAGCAGCAUUUCUGGAACCUUCUGUAAUUUUAAUGAUAUUGGGAGCAAAUGCAGCAGUUGGCGUUAUAACUGAAACAAAUGCUGAAAAGGCCCUAGAGGAAUUGCGGGCAUAUCAAGCUGAUAUCGCUACUGUUCUUAGAAAUGGUUGCUUUUCAAUACUACCUGCUACGGAGCUUGUACCUGGAGAUAUUGUUGAAGUAGGUGUGGGGUGCAAAGUUCCGGCGGAUAUGAGAAUGAUUGAAAUGCUUAGUAAUCAACUACGAGUUGACCAGGCAAUUCUUACGGGUGAAAGCUGCUCUGUUGCAAAAGAUAUUGAAUCAACUUUAGCAGCUAAUGCUGUUUAUCAGGAUAAAACAAACAUUCUCUUCUCGGGUACCGUCGUGGUGGCUGGCAGGGCUAGAGCUGUUGUUGUUGGCGUAGGAUCUAAUACUGCAAUGGGUAGCAUACGCGAUGCCAUGCUAAGAACAGAAGAUGAAGUCACGCCUUUAAAGAAGAAGCUUGAUGAAUUUGGGACAUUUCUGGCUAAGGUCAUUGCAGGGAUUUGUGUCCUUGUAUGGGUUGUAAAUAUUGGCCAUUUCCAGGAUCCUUCUCAUGGUGGAUUCAUAAGAGGUGCUAUUCAUUACUUCAAGAUUGCAGUGGCUCUUGCGGUUGCAGCAAUACCUGAAGGACUUCCUGCUGUUGUGACAACGUGUUUAGCUCUGGGAACCAAAAGAAUGGCACGGCUAAAUGCAAUUGUUAGGUCAUUGCCAUCAGUGGAGACAUUAGGCUGUACAACAGUAAUUUGCAGUGACAAAACAGGCACUCUCACCACUAACAUGAUGUCUGUAUCAAAGAUCUGUGUUGUUCGGUCUGUGCAUCGUGGUCCUAUCACCAGUGAUUACACUGUUAGUGGAACAACAUUUGCGCCGGAAGGAUUGAUUUUUGAUACUGAAGGCAUUCAGCUAGAGUUUCCUGCCCAGUUUCCUUGUCUUCUUCACAUAGCGAUGUGUUCAGCUCUUUGCAAUGAGUCUACAUUGCAAUACAAUCCAGAUAAAAGAAAUUAUGAAAAAAUUGGCGAGUCAACUGAAGUUGCUUUGCGAGUGCUAGUUGAAAAGGUCGGCCUUCCUGGUUUUGAUUCUAUGCCUUCAGCUCUGAAUAUGCUGAGUAAGCAUGAGCGUGCAUCAUACUGCAACCGAUAUUGGGAACAUCAGUUCAAAAAGAUCUCGCUUUUGGAGUUUUCUCGUGACCGCAAAAUGAUGAGUGUGCUUUGCAGUCGAAAGCAACAGGAGAUUAUGUUCUCCAAAGGUGCACCUGAGUCCAUCAUCUCUAGAUGCACACAUAUUUUGUGCAAUGAUGAUGCUUCCUCUGUUCCAUUAACUACAGACAUUCGUAAUGAGUUGGAGGCUCGAUUCCAAAGUUUUGCAGGAAAAGACAGUCUAAGAUGUUUAGCAUUAGCUCUAAAGCGGAUGCCCACCGGUCAACAGACACUCUCUUAUGAGGAUGAGACGAACCUUACAUUUAUUGGGCUGGUCGGAAUGCUUGAUCCACCGAGGGAGGAAGUAAAAAGUGCCAUGAUUUCAUGUAUGCAAGCUGGCAUUCGAGUUAUCGUUGUUACUGGAGAUAAUAAAUCUACAGCAGAAUCUCUUUGUCGGCAAAUUGGUGCUUUUGAGCACUUAGAUGAUUUUACUGGAUACUCAUAUACAGCAGCAGAGUUUGAAGAACUUCCUCCAAUGCAGCGGACAUUAGCAUUGCAAAGAAUGGUACUCUUCACAAGGGUUGAACCUUCUCAUAAAAAGAUGCUGGUUGAAGCACUGCAAAAUCAAAGUGAAGUGGUUGCAAUGACUGGGGAUGGUGUCAAUGAUGCACCUGCAUUGAAGAAGGCAGAUAUUGGAAUUGCCAUGGGUUCAGGAACAGCUGUAGCAAAGAGUGCUUCUGACAUGGUGUUGGCAGAUGACAAUUUUGCUUCAAUUGUUGCUGCUGUUGCAGAGGGAAGAGCUAUAUACAAUAACACAAGGCAAUUCAUCAGAUAUAUGAUCUCUUCUAAUAUUGGAGAAGUAGUUUGUAUAUUUGUGGGAGCAGUACUUGGGAUGCCUGACACUCUAGUUCCUGUCCAGUUACUUUGGGUGAAUUUGGUUACUGAUGGCCUACCUGCUACAGCAAUUGGUUUCAACAAACAAGAUAGAAAUGUGAUGAUGGUUAAUCCCCGGAAGGCUAAUGAAGCUGUAGUUACUGGAUGGCUAUUUUUGCGUUAUUUAGUAAUUGGAGCUUAUGUUGGUCUUGCUACUAUUGUGGGGUUUGUCUGGUGGUUUGUUUAUUCUGAUGCCGGUCCCAGACUUCCGUAUAAAGAGUUGGUUAACUUUGAUACUUGUUCAACAAGGGAUACGGCAUAUCCAUGCAGUAUAUUUGAUGAUCGGCAUCCAUCCACCGUGUCAAUGACUGUGCUCGUGGUUGUGGAAAUGUUCAAUGCGUUAAAUAACCUAAGUGAAAAUCAGUCACUUCUGGUUAUACCUCCUUGGAGUAAUCUUUGGCUUGUGGGGUCAAUUGUGCUGACUAUGCUCCUCCAUGUACUAAUUUUGUAUAUUGAACCUCUAUCCGUACUUUUCUCUGUGACUCCAUUAACUUGGGCUGAUUGGAGGGUUGUCUUAUAUCUGUCCAUUCCUGUUAUAAUAAUUGAUGAGAUACUUAAGUUCUUUUCAAGAAAGCCUGGAGGUAAAAGGUUCAACUUUAGAUUCAGAAGACAUGAUUUGCUCCCAAAAGAAGCUCGGGACAAGUAAAUUACUGCCACAUCUCGGCAAGUUUUUGACCUUAGUAGGCUCCACGAGUCAAGGUUGAUACAAUCUUCGACGAGAGAGAGCUGAGCUUUGUGAAAGAGCUGUAGUGGAAAUCUGGUUGUAUACCCCACUGUAUUGUGUAGGCAAGGAUAACAUUUAAUUUAGAGAACGUUUGUUUGUAAUCCAUAUAUUGGGUAGCUAAUAAUGUAGCAUCCAGUUUUUUCACAGUAACACUUUUUUUAUUUAAUGAAAGAUCCAAAAAUGUAUUCAUUUGUAAAAUAUGAAGCUCUUGUACUUGUAUAAAAAGGGGCUUGUCAGAAAAUGAUGUCAAUUUUUAUUAGCAAUUUUAUACCAAGAACUUUCAUAAGUUUAAUGCA
Molecule: messenger RNA, 3730 nt
Organism: Asparagus officinalis (garden asparagus)
Lineage: Eukaryota; Viridiplantae; Streptophyta; Magnoliopsida; Asparagales; Asparagaceae
Product: calcium-transporting ATPase 3, endoplasmic reticulum-type
Exons: 36
Coding region: 354-3356 (1000 amino acids)
Biological process (GO): calcium ion transmembrane transport; intracellular calcium ion homeostasis
Cellular component (GO): membrane
Molecular function (GO): ATP hydrolysis activity; ATP binding; P-type calcium transporter activity
Source: RefSeq, a predicted model, not a curated record